GUGCGAAGCAAGUUGGUUAAGAGCAAGUUGACAGAGACGUGUUUUAUUUAGCACAGUCAGCCGGUCUGUACACACACACACACACAUCAGACGACCAUCGUGCAAGUCGACCGUCCACAGAUCAACACAGGAAUAUUAUGUGCCUUAUGUUUUUGAGAUAGUACAGUUAAGGAAAAAAACUACCAUACCCAAGCAACAACAAGUAUAUACAGAAUGUCGACGAUACAGACCCAGCAAAAAGACACUACUUUUACUAAGCUCUUUGUGGGAGGCUUGCCCUACAGUACAACAGACAAAUCGUUACGAGAGUAUUUCGAUAAUUUCGGCGAGAUCGAGGAAGCUGUAGUGAUAACAGACAGGCAGACGGGCAAGAGUCGAGGCUAUGGAUUCGUAACGAUGGCUGAUCGACCAGCUGCGGAGAGGGCCUGCAAGGACCCAAACCCUAUUAUCGAUGGGAGAAAAGCUAACGUUAAUUUGGCAUUUAUCGGUGCCAAACCAAGAGGAGUUCCGCAUGGUUACACUUUUGUCGCCCGACCAGGACAAAUUCACCCCGCUUUUUUACAAAGCCAAUACGGACUACAGCCACAUUAUAUGUAUCCCCAGUACAUGAGUGCCGCACAACCCAGCGUGGUGGUACCAUCUCCACAUACCCCACCCCCAACACAAGCCUAUGUGGACUACUCAGCCUAUGCUCAGUACCCAAAUGGAACUGCCUAUGAUGCUUCAACAUAUCCAUAUUCAACUCAAGGAUAUGUAUCUCCUGCUGCUGCGUAUGGUUAUGCCUUGCAGCAACCUCUGUCUGCAACUCCUGCUACCAAUGGACAUUUCCCACAGUACCAGCAGACACAACAGAUCCAAGAACGGAUGCAGUAGUAAUCUUUUUUCAUCACAUCACUGAAUCCAGAGAAUUGAAAAACUAUGCAGUUCUAUUGAUCAAGAACAUUUACAAGUUCACAGGAGAAACACCAACCUUGUACCACAUACAUCUGUACUAUUCCUGUACAUAUGCUGAAUACCACAUACAUCUGUACUAUUCCUGUACAUAUGCUGAAUACCACAUCUGCUAAAAAAACUAUGCAACAGCUUUGUUUGUGUAAAUAUACUUAUGAUCAGUUUCAAUUAAACUAUCUGUUAAAUUUGUUUCAGUUUUUUUUAAUUGUUGAUCAGAUCUACAUGUGUAUAUAUAAGAAGCAACAUCAGGGCUUAAAAACAGUUUUUAAUCUUCAGACUUCUGAGAUAUAUUUCUUGUUAUUUGUGGAGGAAAUUGUCUUAUGGAUAUCAACCUCUAAGCGAGGUGAAUUAUGUUAAGUGGAGGUCCCAAGUAUCUACAUUUUUGAGUUAAAGUUUUCCAUUAUUAGAAACUGAUAUAGACAUUCUUAUUGUCCCACUGGAAAGCUACUCAAAUGCUAAGGUUUCUCCUGUGAGCUUUUUUUACCCUCUGUUCCCCAUUUUUAAUGGAAUGAUCCAUAUUUUAUGCAUAGUAUGUGGUACAUUUUUUUCCGGAGAGGGGUGGGAAGUGGGGUGACAUUUAUAAGGGUUUGAAUAUGUAUACAACUAAUUAUUCGUUCCAUAAAAACAGAAAAAAAGAAAAAAAAUCCAAUCCAAAAUUAUGACAAAAAUUCAAUUUUUGUCAGAAAGAAAAUUCAAGAGCAGUUUAAUAAAGAAUGAGUCCAAAUAUUUUCAAAUUUCUAGUAACAGUAGUUUAUAUUGACUGUGUCUUGAUGGUUUAAGGCAGUCCACACAAAACUUAGAAUACAAAAAAUACUGAGCUCAUUUUUACAUAUUUUAGAAAGCUGUAUAAUUUAAGUGUACUAAUAGGCUAUAUUAUUUGUAAUGGCGUAAAACCCGUCCACAUGCAUUCAACUUUUCCUGCCUUUAGGAGGGUAUCAAUAUUACAGUACAUAUUAAUUAAGGAGACACUAUGUUUAAUCAGGGUUAUUACUUAAACCAGAUUGUAAAUUUUUAUUUCAUCAACAUAUACUGCAUGCUUAUUAUAUUAUGCUUGUACAAUUAGUUUGGAAGUCAGUUAAGUGGAUGGAAACACCUAAUGGAUUUGCUAAUAAGCAGUUAUUUUCUCAAUUUGGCAUUCGUGAACUAAUCAAGCUAGUCCUUGUUUCUUAUACACCUGACUUGAUUCUCAGUGGAUACGACCAAUGUUAUCAGUUGGUCAUGGUUUUAACACACAAAAAUGCUGUUUGAUUCUUGUCCAUAUAUUUUUGUAUACAAACAAAAUAUUGGUUAACAGUUGAUUAUUGGUUGGCUGACUUUUAAGCUAAUAGUGAACUUAGAUACUAUAGAAAGCUAACUUUUAAGCUAAUAGUGAAAUUUGCUACUAGGAAGUUUACUUUUAAAAACCCUUCAAUGUAGCUGAAAAUAUGUAGUAUAUGUAUGAAAUUCAAUUCAAACAAAGAAAAUAUUUAGAUUUCUAGAAAGUACAAUAUUUUACUUGUCAGUCUAAAUUGUUACUUUGUUGUAUUAUUAUUAAUUGGCUAAGUUAAGACCUAUUACCAUGAACUUUUCACAGCAAUUUUAUCAAACCAAAGACUUAAUUAUGGUACUUAACUCUUAUUUUAUUUCUCAUCUGCCUCUCGGUGGUGUGUUGUAGCAUCAUAAUUCAGGUGUCUUUAGAAAAUUAUGCAGAAAUCAUUGAAACCUUGCAUUAUAAAUGUAAAUAAAUAAGAAGGCUGUGUAAAAUGGUUUCAGCACU
Molecule: messenger RNA, 2707 nt
Organism: Saccoglossus kowalevskii
Lineage: Eukaryota; Metazoa; Hemichordata; Enteropneusta; Harrimaniidae
Product: RNA-binding protein 38-like
Cellular component (GO): nucleus
Molecular function (GO): mRNA 3'-UTR binding
Source: RefSeq, a predicted model, not a curated record